This is a messenger RNA of Tyto alba (common barn owl), 2370 nucleotides long. RefSeq names its product MID1 interacting protein 1 (gene MID1IP1). Bases 580 to 1074 code for a protein of 164 amino acids. The transcript has 2 exons. Gene Ontology annotation, cellular component: cytosol. The record is from RefSeq and is a predicted model, not a curated record. Gene Ontology annotation, biological process: regulation of lipid biosynthetic process. Lineage: Eukaryota; Metazoa; Chordata; Aves; Strigiformes; Tytonidae.
UCACGGCGCCGUGCCCCACGCUGCCGAUCCCCACUCCCGCUCACCGGGGCGGCGGGUCGGACAUUACCGGCGCCCGGCAGGGCUGGGGGGGGGGGGGGGGUGUUGUGCAGCCGCCCGCCCCUUCUCAGGGUGUGGGUGCGGGGCGGAUGGGACCCCGGCUCCCCCCGCGGUUUCCACCGGUCCCGAGCGGCCGGUCCCCAGUGGGGGAGCGGGAUGCCCGCGGGGCCCGGCCGCCGCGCUCCCCUCCCGCCGCGGUGCCCUCCCUUCCCCCCCCCCCCCCCCCCCCCUCCGGUGCGGGGCGAGAGGCGGAGCCGUCGCAUCGCGGCCGCCGCCCGCCGCCUUUAUCAGGCGUGCCGGCGCGGGGGGUGGCACUGGGGAACACCUUGUUUUAAGAUACGGGCUAUAAAUACGGCGGCGGGGAUGGGAGCGCAGCCACGGGCGGCGGCGGCGGGCUGACUGGCGGCGAGUGGAGACCACGGACUCUCCUCGCAGCGGAGGAGGAGGAAGGGAGGAAGGAGGUCGCCGCCGGCGCAGCCCCGCGGUUCGAGCCGCCCCGGCUGAUCCCGCCCGCUCGCCGGCAUGAUGCAGAUCUGCGACUCGUACAGCCAGAAGUACUCCCUCUUCAACGCCAUGAACCGCUUCAUCGGCGCCGUCAACAACAUGGACCAGACGGUGAUGGUGCCCAGCCUGCUGCGCGACGUGCCGCUGCUGCUGGAGGAGCUGGACGCGGCGGGGGGCGUCUGCCCGCCCCGGGACGCCGCCCUGCCGCCCGGCGACCCCGGCGCCUAUUUCUCCCGCCGGGACAUGUACAGCCACUACAUGCUGCUCAAGUCCAUCCGCAACGACAUCGAGUGGGGCGUUGUGCAGCCGCCGGCGGGCGAGGAGGCGGCCCGCAAGAAGGACAAGCUGGGCGGGGGGCCCGCCGAGGAGGGCGAGGGGGAGGAGGACCUGGAGGAGCAGUUCCACUACCACCUCAGCGGACUCCACUCGGUGCUCUCCAAGCUCACCCGCAAGGCCAACGUCCUCACCAACAGAUACAAGCAGGAGAUCGGCUUCAGCAGCUGGGGGCAGUGAGCGCCGUGGGGGAAGGGGGCCCCCGGCCCGCCGGGAGCGGCGUUUCCCCGCCCGCCGCCGUGCAGGGCUGCGCCCCGGCUCCCUGCUCGCUCCCAGGACUGCAGCCGGGUUUUCUACCAACGCACAAGCGAGAGAGAUGUAAAUUAAUCAACACUAGUUUAUUAAUUAUUUUUCUUGCCCCUCCCCCCCUCUUCCUCUUUUUUUUUUUUUUUUUUUUUUGGGUCUUUUUAUUUUUAUUGUAUGGUCUGGGGCGAGCGGUUGCAGUGCCUCCCCGGGCGGGGAGGCCGAAUCCGUACGUGUACAAGGCGGUGGUGUAGCUGGUGGAUAGGAGGCUCAGCGCAAGCCGAUGAACAUAACAAAACUGGCAUAAAACUGCUUCUCUUACCCGGGAGGGAACCCUGUGGGCUAACGAGCAUCCCUCCGUCGUGGGACAGAUGGUGGGUCCCGAGGUUGUACAUGUACUGGAGUUUAUUUAAAACUUUUUUACUCAGAUGUAGAGUAUAUUCUAAAAUAAAUGCAAAUGUAUUAACUAAAAGCAACAAACUUUUUGGUAUGAUUUAUGUUUCUUUAAUUAAAUAAUAUUUUUAACAUCUGGAAUUCUGGUGUUCUCCUAAGUUAUUUCCAGAGCUGCCUUACUAGGCACACAAACCUCUGCAUGUGCUAAAGAGGGGGGUUUGUGGCUUUGUGGCUUUUUUUUUUUUUUUUUUUUUUCCCCCCCCCUCUCCAAAGGGAGCAAUUAGGUAGUGAUGAUAACUCAGCGAAUCCGAAGUGGAUGAAUGACCGUAUUAACUGCACCAUACAUGGCCUGCAUUUUGGUGAGCUGGUCCCAGCCCGACAGCCCGGUUGGUCUGUGUGAAUGCUGGUGUGAAGGUCAGUGCCCCUGUAACCCCCUGUAACAAAAUCUGAGAAGAUCAAGCCAUGGUUACUUUGCAGGCAGUGAUUCAUGGAGGUUGGAGCAAAGCCUAAGAAUGACUCCUGCGUUUUUCGGGAAGUAUCUUAAUGUGCUGUAGGGAGCUCUUCGCUCUCCCUCCGAAUAGCUCUGGGAUACUUGUCUCCCCCAUCUCUUCCAUUACUUUAUUUCCUCUGUAAUCCUCCUUGGAUACUAGGAAUUUAUUGCUUUAUGUAUUGAUUUCUCUCUGCAUUAUUUGCAUUUUUUUUUUUUAAUUAUCUGAAGUAAUGUGCCUUGGAAUUGGGUGCCUAUAUUGUGUUAUAAUAUUAAAAGUGUACUUACUGCUUACAAUGCAAUGUGUGCGUAUCACUGAGGAUAACUGUUUAAUAAAUAUGUGUGUCCUUCCA